Messenger RNA from Actinia tenebrosa (Australian red waratah sea anemone), 1717 nucleotides. Its product is annotated as DDB1- and CUL4-associated factor 17. Gene Ontology annotation, cellular component: Cul4-RING E3 ubiquitin ligase complex. Lineage: Eukaryota; Metazoa; Cnidaria; Anthozoa; Actiniaria; Actiniidae. Gene Ontology annotation, biological process: protein ubiquitination. The record is from RefSeq and is a predicted model, not a curated record.
AUGGCGGACUCAAGGUUAAAGAAGCGCCACAAGAACUUGUGCUUACAAAUAAUGAACCGUUCUGUCACUGGAUCAACCGUAAGAGACGAUAUAGGGAUUAUUAGGACCUUAAUCUCAAAGGGGUCAAACCAUUUCACCAAAGCGUGGAGUCAAACUUCAAAGAAUCCAAUUGCGUUUGACUAUCAGUUUUUGUUCUUAGACAAAUUUAGGACUGUCUUGAAUACCAAUGGUUCAAGAGGAAAGCCUUUACAGAUCUAUAGUUUGCCUCCUUUACGUACGAAGGAGAAAAUAGAGUCUGCUGUGCUUUUUGAAUCGGCUUUGGAUCAAAGAUAUUUUACAGAAUGCGAGAAAAACAAAGAUUUUCGUCCUUGUUUGAUAGCAAUAACAGCUGAUGGUUAUCUUAUACGACAAGACCUCAAAUCUGGUAGAAAAUUACAAUCCAUUUAUUUGUCAAGUAAAUAUAAAUUCAAGCAUAUUUUCUGGGAAAAUGAUUUACAUAAAGUGGUUCUUUCAUCUGUUCAUGCUAAAAUGCCUCCAAGAGCAACACUGGAUAAUAGGUCUUGUGUUUUUCGCACAUUAAUGUACUUGACAUUGUUUGAAAUUGCACCUUUGAGGUUUCUAGCGAAUAUUCCUAUAGUCAGAAAUGUUUUUGGUGCUGAUGUCAUUGAUGCAUCAAUUAGUCGUGACAUACUCUUCCUCAUGCAUCAAGGAGGAAUGAUGAAACUUUAUAGCCUUAAAGAAAUCUUAGAUAAGUUUACAACUAAAGCUUCAAUAGGUCAGUUGUACAAUUUUACUGAAUGCAGUCUUGAUCAACAUGAUGUGUCCAUGAGGAUUGAUGAAAACUGGGGAACUGUUGGAGAGUAUCCCUUUGGGGUGCCAGUUAAUGUCAAAUUUGACAACAAACCCACUCUUCUUCAACAAAUUUGUAGUCACCAACACUUGCUUUCAUUUGGAGGCUUUCCAUGGCAUUAUAUUGUGUGUCCAAAGAAACAAAAUAGUGUAUUUAAAGUCUAUACCAUGAAAGAUCAGGUACCUGUGAAACAUGGUCUCCUCAACAGUGCUGUACAGACCAUAGAGCAAGAUCAAGCAUACUUCCACAAAGACAACAGUGGGCGUAUUUUGCACAUUGGGUCAGAUUUUAUCAGCUAUUUAAAGCUUGAUGUAGUCCACAAUGACCAAGAAGAGCAACUAUUUGAAAUACAGACCUCUCACUCUAUCAAUCUACAAGAUGUCAAGAAAACAAAUGGUAGCAUGACCCUAUUUAGUUCAUCCGGAAGGAGAAUAAAGUGUAAUAGCACUCUAGACUAUGAUAACCCAGGGUAUUCAUGUGUCAGAGAUGUUGACUUUGAAGAUGAACUGGACAUCCUCGUAGUGCUGUCAUCACAGGGUGAACAUAAGGGGGGUAUUGGACUGUAUGAUAAUCAGACUGGAAUUCUUGUGAAAGAAAUACAGCUUGAUUAUUGGGAAGAUGACAGUGAUCAUUCCAUCCAUAUGGAGCUAGAUACAAUUGUACACAUUUUUAAAAGACCAACUAGGAACUAUUGCUGUGAAAUUUUCAAGUUGUUGGUUAAUAAUCAUUGUUAAGUAAUUUUGGUCUUAGGAAGCAUUCAUAAUGUAUGGCAGAGGAGGGGGGGCAGGUGAAAUUUAGGGGGAUUGGAAAAACUUUUACCUGUAAAAUGGGUUCCAAAUUUUUUUUAGGGAAUUGGGAGGAUGCAAA